AUGGUGCAAAUAGAUAAUAAUGGAGCUUUGAAUGGGGUGGAGUUAAGAGAAGGAGGAAUAAAAGAUGAUCAAGGCUUAGAAAGAGUAAAUAAGGGGGGCCACACAAAAUUAGGUAUAGAAGUGGGUUUGAAGGAUGAAAGCAAACCAAUAUUAAAUGCAAGAAGAGGUAUUGCUAGAAUGGUAGCAGAUAUUGUGUUGGGAAAGGAUUCAACAAAGAAUUAUAAACAAGGAAGUGCAGCAUAUUUGAUUGAUAAAAUUCAGAAGAUGUUAAGAAUAAUAAGCUUGGUAUUUUCUUUAUUGAUUUUGAUAUUUAUAAUUACUUCUAGAAUAAACAAAGGAAGGAAAGAUAUUUCUGGUUCAUUUCCAGUAGGACCUUUAGGGAGAUCAGUAAAGUUUGAUAUGAUGUUGGACACUUUAGAAAAUGAACAUGAAAAGUUACAAGAGGAGUCAUCUGGUGAGAAAAGCGACAUGAUUGGAGCUAUUAAUAAAGGGAUUGAAAGCAAAAAAAAUGAUGAUAAUGAAAAUUUUAAAGAUUUUGAUAGUGAAGUUUUAGAUGAUCCAGAAUAUUGGGCAGAUGAUAAUGAUAAAGAUUUAUGGGAAGAUGAUGCGGAUGAGUACUAUGAUAUGGAGAUAAUAAGCUCUGAAAAAGACGAGAAUGAUGAAGAUUUGCAAGUUAGUGAUACUAUUAAAGAAGAUAAUAAAGUAGAAGAUAACUCUGAAAAUGGUAAAACAGUUCCAAAUGAAAAUAAUACUCAAAUAAUAAAAGGAAAAAGGAAUAAAGGCUUAAGAUCAAAAGGAGUAGAGAUUUUGUUGCCUUCUUCAUUAACUUUAUAUGGCAGAGUAACACACGAAGAUACAUAUAUUAAUGGAGUUUAUAAUAUGAUUAUGGAAGAGAGAAAAGAUGGAAAAAAUUAUCCUAAAUUACACCAUGGAAGAGCAAUUUACAAAAAAGAAGGUAAAACAAGCAAAAAUAAUAUAAUUCCAACCUUAUUUAUAAUGUUUGAUGGUACUCAUGAAUUUUGGAUAAUUACUUCAAGCUUGGAUCCUAAUUCAAAACCUUUAGCCUUUUUACCAGACCACGCAUUAAUACCUAUAAGACAUGUUGGUCCAUAUGGAGCCCAUUCAAAUUCUACUUGGGUUUUUAGAAACAAUAAUGGAAUUUUAAAGGACUCUAGUGUUCGUAUUGUAGAAAAUAGUUCAAUUGAAUUUCCAAGAGUACCUGUUCACAUUACUAAAGCUACUCAUAAUUGGCAUAUUAAACAUCAUAAGGCUAAUGGUAAAGUAUAUUCUAAACUUAAAAAUGAAACCUCUAAUACUAAUUUAAAAGUUUUUAAAGAUCCCUACAACUAA
Messenger RNA from Cryptosporidium ubiquitum, 1350 nucleotides. RefSeq lists its product as uncharacterized. The coding region runs from base 1 to 1350 and encodes 449 amino acids. NCBI's taxonomy places the organism in Eukaryota, Apicomplexa, Conoidasida, Eucoccidiorida, Cryptosporidiidae. The transcript has a single exon. The record is from RefSeq and is a predicted model, not a curated record.